Syngnathus typhle (broad-nosed pipefish) is the source of this 2947-nucleotide messenger RNA. Its product is annotated as GTP-binding protein REM 2-like. Gene Ontology annotation, molecular function: calcium channel regulator activity; GTPase activity; G protein-coupled receptor activity. Lineage: Eukaryota; Metazoa; Chordata; Actinopteri; Syngnathiformes; Syngnathidae. The transcript is spliced from 6 exons. Gene Ontology annotation, cellular component: plasma membrane. Bases 1 to 1557 code for a protein of 518 amino acids. The record is from RefSeq and is a predicted model, not a curated record. Gene Ontology annotation, biological process: G protein-coupled receptor signaling pathway.
AUGCCCGCCAUCGUCAAUCUCCUUUUCAAUGUCGUCUCAACCAACACCACCAUCUCGUUUAAUGUGGUGCUGCCCUUGGUCAGCCUGGUAUCUCUCCUCGGGGGCUUGGUGGGUCACCUUCUCCUGUGGUUGGUUCUGAUGAAAAACCGUCGCUCAAAGCCCAGCUCCGUCCUGCUCCUCAACCUAAGCCUGGCAGAUAUGGGCGCUCUGCUCACCUUGCCCUGUGUGCUUCUGAGUGCUGCUUUCCAGGAUUGGCAGCUGGGGGAUGCCAGCUGCAUUUUGCUGGGAUUCAUGACUUCCAUAACGGUGGGAGUGGAAAUCUUCAGCCUGGCUACUUUGUCCGUGCUUCGCUACCAUAUCGUUGCCCCGGGGACAAGACGACCUGUGAACUUGACCUAUGUGUUCUCAGUCGUUGCGGCUAUUUGGCUGGUCUCGGUCGCCAUGGUUUUACCCAAAGUCACCUACAUCGACUUUAACGGCGGUUGCACAUGGUCGGUAGGCCGAGAUGACUGGCUCUUUUUUCUGGUCCCGGCUUUCCUCGUCUAUUACGUGGGGCCUCUCCUUUGCAUUGCCAUCAACUGUGGCCUUAUCAUCUCGCACCUUCAUGGCUACAGGGGGUCUUUGGCUGCGCACAGGCGGAACAAAAAGUACAGUAUGUUUCUGAGCACGGCCCCCCCCCUCCGCCGAGGAAGCACACCCCUUCCUGUCAAGCACCAGCUGCGCCGAGAAGAAGCAGUGUCCGAGGACUGCGAUUGGAUCCCGGGAUUGGAGGAACCUACCACAUUGCCUAUCAGUGACACAUUACCUCGGGAUGAAUCGUUCAGUCAAACGUCAGCAGCCCAGUCCACCUACCACAGUCACGGAGGGGCACUGAAGAUUGUGCUACUGGGACAGAAUGGCGUCGGCAAGUCCUCGCUGGCCUUGUCACUGGCUGGCCAGUCGGACAGAUCCCUCUCUGUAGACUCUGAGACCCAAGCUUGUGGCGAGGGCUACGAGAAUUCGGUCACAGUUGACGACGAGGACAGCAAAAUCGUCAUUUUUGACAAUUGGAAACAGGACCUGUCCACUCUCCAGUGCGAUGUGUGCAUCCUGGUCUUCUCCGUGACUGACAGGCGGAGCUUCCAUCGCACGGCACAGCUCCGUCUUCUCCUCAGGGAGUCCCAGCCUCACACGCCAAUCAUCCUGGCGGGCAACAAGAGCGACCUUGUUCGCUCUCGUGAAAUCAGCACCGAGGAGGCCCAAUCCAGCGCCAUGAUGUUCGACUGCCACUACCUGGAAGUGUCGGCCUCGCUGGAACACGGCACCAACGAGCUGCUGGAGGCGGCCGUUCGAGCUGCGAGGGGCGACUGCGUGGGACCCGACUGGGCAGACGGUGACCCCGGGUCAGGACGCAGGGAAAGCUUGACCAGCCGGGCCAAGCGCUUUCUGGCCGGGCUCGUGCCACGCUCCUAUGGACGAGAGCGUGACAGAGGACGCUACCGAGAGAUGAGUCGCCGCCGGGGCAGCAAGAUCCUUCGGCAGAAAUCGCGCUCCUGCCACGACCUCAGCGCACUGUGACGUCCGAUACAUGCAUACAAGCACGCACGCCAACACUUGUGCGUGCGUGCGUGCGGACACACAUCAGACAUGCUACGUAUGGAAGGUCAAAUGAAAGAGGAUAGAGAAGUAGGACAGGGAGACAGACAAUUGCUUGAAGCUCACAUUCUGCAUGUCCAUUUGGAGAUAAAGCAUUUGAGUACUGACGAAAACAAAUCCAGGAAACACCACACGACUGGCUGGCUCGAUUUCACAGGUGAACGUUAACUUGGGUAAGGACUCAGGAAAGGGAAAAAGGAUAAGCUAUCAAAAAAGUCUCUUACAAAAAAAAUACUAGCAAUGUCAAAGUACAUCAAGAAUAAGCUCUGAAAACAAAAACAAAGACAGGAAACAAAACUGCUAUCGUUUAACAAUAAGGAGGAAUAGCAAACGACUCAAAAUACCUUUAAUUACUGGACACGAUCAUCGGCGUUCACUCCAUCACACAGCAAACAACAAAGUACAAGCAUUAUUCAUGUUUCACCUCAGGAGGUUUCAUUUUUAAUAUUUUCUUUUUAUUAUUAUUAAGAUCACUGCAGUACCAUGUAUUUUACAAAGCAUGAUUCUUUUGCAAAUUUUAAGGGACGGAAGAUAAGCGGUGACGUUUUUUUGGGUGUGAUUACUUUUGUUCCUUUCUUCAGGAGUGCAGGGUCUUUACACUAUUUUUCAUUUAUUUUUUAUUAUUACUUUAUUUUUCAUUUUUAACAUGUAAGAUUUCUACUGUCCCGACUUUUCCCCCAAUGAAUGAUCUAUAAAGGAUAGAAUGAAACGGCCACGUAGCACAUGCUUCAUAUAACCUCAUGGGAGUUGCAGACGGAGAGCCGGGUUGACGUAGCACGCACCACUGAUGACGUAGACUGAUAGAAACCUAAUGUAAUGUAAAUCUUUUGUGGAUCCUAUUUUAUAGCAUGCUCAGUAGGUGGCUGGCCCUGUAGGUUCAUGGAUUUACUGUACCUCACUGGCCAAUAGGUAACGCACAAUCUAGCUAGCAAAAGCAUCGCAAAGGCAAGACCCUUUAUUUCACAUUGAUACAUUUGUACGCCUUUCUUCAUCCUGUUUCUGAAAAAGGUCUUUCUCGUCAUUGUUCGCCUCUUCGUGUUGCUCAAGCCAUAUGAUUGCAACGUAAGCAAUCAUUACAGAGAACCCUUUACUGCAGGAAGAGGAGUCAAAGGUCAUAGGUGACUCGGAACACUUCAUUUGUUCAUUGAAAGAAAAGAAGAAAAAAAGUUCCUGUGGACGUUUGAUGUUUUCAUGUUUCUCUUUCCAUCCACUGGCAUUAUUAUUAUUAAUACGUUGGCCUAUUUGUUUGUCAUAGUUUGCUGAGCACUCACACAUCCCUCCACUGAGAAUAAACUUUUGUUUGACAUUCCAA